Messenger RNA from Panthera uncia (snow leopard), 4125 nucleotides. It is a transcript of the gene DTNB, whose product is annotated as dystrobrevin beta. Lineage: Eukaryota; Metazoa; Chordata; Mammalia; Carnivora; Felidae. The coding region runs from base 424 to 1998 and encodes 524 amino acids. Gene Ontology annotation, molecular function: zinc ion binding. The record is from RefSeq and is a predicted model, not a curated record. The transcript is spliced from 17 exons. Gene Ontology annotation, cellular component: plasma membrane; synapse. Gene Ontology annotation, biological process: synaptic signaling.
GCCCUAGCGCCCUCGCGCCGGGGGCGGGCUUGCUGCGCGUGCCGGGCGGGGAAACGGCGCGAGCCGGGCGCCUGAGAACGUUCGCCGCGGGGGCGGCUCCGGGGCCUGAGCGGGCGCAGCCGCCACCUCAGCCGCCGGGGCCGGGCCGGAGGAGGCGGAGGAGGCUGCGGCCGCCCGAGACCCUCUCGACGUCCCCAGCUCCGGCCGGGAAAGAGAGAGCACAAGCUGGGGAGAAGGGCAGAGGGAGAGAGAGAGAAUCUUAAGCAGGCUCCACACUCAGCAUGGAGCCCGACUUGGGGCUCCACCCCACCACCUUGGUAUCAUGACUGGAGUCGAAAUCAAGGGCCGGACGCUCAACCUACUGAGCCACCUAGGUGGCCCCUGGAUUUCUUUCCUUUUAAAGGCUAAAUACUCUUCCAUUGUAUGAUGAUUGAGGAAAGUGGGAACAAGCGGAAGACCAUGGCAGAGAAGAGGCAGCUGUUCAUAGAAAUGCGUGCUCAGAAUUUUGAUGUCAUACGACUAUCAACUUAUAGAACAGCUUGCAAAUUACGAUUUGUACAAAAGCGAUGCAACCUCCAUCUUGUUGAUAUCUGGAACAUGAUUGAAGCCUUCCGAGACAAUGGCCUUAAUACACUGGACCAUACCACUGAGAUCAGCGUGUCCCGACUCGAAACUGUCAUCUCCUCUGUCUACUACCAGCUGAACAAGCGCCUUCCUUCUACUCACCAAAUCAGUGUGGAGCAGUCGAUCAGCCUCCUCCUCAACUUUAUGAUUGCUGCAUAUGACAGUGAGGGCCGAGGCAAGUUGACCGUAUUUUCAGUUAAAGCUAUGUUAGCAACGAUGUGUGGUGGAAAAAUGCUGGACAAAUUGAGAUAUGUUUUCUCCCAGAUGUCAGAUUCCAAUGGCUUAAUGAUAUUUAGCAAGUUUGACCAGUUUCUGAAGGAAGUUCUGAAGCUCCCAACAGCUGUCUUUGAAGGGCCAUCUUUUGGUUACACAGAGCACUCAGUCCGCACCUGUUUUCCACAGCAGAAAAAGAUCAUGCUAAAUAUGUUUUUAGACACAAUGAUGGCCGAUCCUCCCCCCCAGUGCCUUGUCUGGCUACCUCUCAUGCAUAGGCUUGCCCAUGUUGAGAAUGUCUUCCACCCCGUGGAGUGCUCCUAUUGCCGGUGUGAGAGUAUGAUGGGCUUCCGGUACCGAUGCCAGCAGUGCCACAACUACCAGCUCUGCCAAAACUGCUUUUGGCGUGGCCAUGCCAGCGGCCCUCACAGCAACCAACACCAGAUGAAGGAGCACUCCUCCUGGAAAUCCCCUGCAAAGAAGCUGAGCCAUGCAAUUAGUAAAUCUUUGGGGUGUGUACCCACCAGAGAACCCCCACAUCCUGUUUUUCCUGAGCAACCCGAGAAACCACUUGACCUUGCAAAUAUAGUUCCUCCUCGUCCUCUGGCCAAUAUGAACGACACCAUGGUGAGCCACCUGUCCUCUGGGGUGCCCACCCCCACCAAGAGGUUACAGUAUAGCCAGGAUAUACCCAGUCACUUGGCCGAUGAGCAUGCGCUGAUAGCCUCCUAUGUGGCCCGUCUGCAACACUGUGCACGUGUCCUGGACAGUCCUAGCCGACUGGAUGAGGAACACCGGCUUAUAGCUCGCUAUGCUGCCCGGCUGGCUGCAGAAGCAGGAAAUGUGACCCGUCCUCCUACUGACUUGAGCUUUAACUUUGAUGCCAACAAACAACAAAGACAGCUUAUUGCAGAACUGGAAAACAAAAACAGGGAGAUCUUGCAAGAGAUUCAGCGUCUCCGUCUGGAGCAUGAGCAGGCUUCCCAGCCCACCCCCGAGAAGGCCCAGCAGAACCCCACGUUGCUGGCUGAGCUGCGGCUGCUGAGGCAAAGGAAAGAUGAACUGGAGCAGAGAAUGUCGGCGCUGCAGGAGAGCAGGCGCGAGUUGAUGGUUCAGCUGGAGGGGCUGAUGAAGCUGCUGAAGAAUGCAUACAACAUAUGAAAACUAUCUUCCAAAGUCUCCAGGGAAAUUCUCUACACACCAAGCUGGAGAAAUUGUCCUUCCGCUGGAACAACAUUGAAUUCCUGGGACACACUGUCUCACCCAGAAUACUACAGUCUGAGUCUCAGCAAAGCAUCAGCAGAAAAGAAUGAGUGAAAGGUGACUUUUUUAGGUUCUGAGCCUGAGGAUCUAGGAAAAUGAUGGGAACACUGACCGAAGAAGUAAGAAGAGGAGAUGAUCUGGGUUAGGGAGGGGACUUUGGCCUGUUUUUGAACAUACUGAGUUCUGAAGAUUAGGCAGGCACUCGGGCUUUUUGCCUGAUCUACCAUAUAUUUGGGGAUAUGCAGCUGGAACUUCAGUGGGAAAACAUGGCUAGCAUUGUAGAUUUGGAAGUCUUCAACAUAAAAUUAGGGUUGAAACCAUAAACAUGAGGCUUAGGGAAAAACCAUAGUAGAGAAAAAGAAGAAAGAGGAGGUGGGAGGGGUAGGAUUGUGGGUUCUUGGUGAAAGCUCAGAAGCUUUCAAGAAGGAGAAAAUUAAUAAGACAAUAGGAUAAGGAAGCCCUUGGAUUUGCCAAUCAGGAAGUUACCAGCAACCCUGGAAAGAAAAUUUUCAGUAGAGUAGUAGUGUAGAUAGCUCUGAAAAAUAGGCUUUGUUUUGUCCAGCUGCCACCCUGCUUUGGUUUCAGCCCAAAGGAGAGGGAAUUAAAUCUUCAAUCCUCCUCAUUGAAUUACAUAUGAAUGGAUUGCUCUUGUGAUUCAAAGGUCCUUCUCAUCAAAACCACUUUUCUGUCUAAACAGGUCCAUAGACUUUACAAACAUGUUUCCUCAUCUGCAAACUUCAGCUUCACAGUCCUUUGAUGCUUUUGUCACCUGUACCAGCCAGUAUGUUGGGGAAAGGCGAAAGCCAGAAAGGGUCUAUAGAAAACCAACUGGGUUCAUUAGACUGGUGUCUCCUUUUGUGACUUUCAAAUGCACUGGGCUUUUCUUUCAACACCCAGCUCCUUCCUCAGUGUUUCUUCACACCAGCCUUCUACCUCCUCCUUUCCAGACAAAAGAAAGCAUCCUAAGAAAAUAUCCUCUGCUUCCCUGAAGCCCCCUCCUUUGGUUUAUCUCUCGGGCUUCCACAGGAGGAGAGGAAUCCCUAGUGCUCUUCUUGGUAGACCUCACCCCAGCAUCCUCUCUUGGCGUGGGAUUGGAUCUAUGAUCCUUCACUUGGAGAGCGUCUGUAGGCAUUUCAUCAAAUCCUGAUCCUGCACCAAUCUCUUGGGUCUUAUAGCUGACCUCGGGCUGGUUCUGAUGUUCCGUAUUAACAAUAACGCAACAGUAGGGAGCCUUCUCUCCUAGAGUCCUUAACUGAAAUGAACAUCUGCUUAGUUUCAGCUACAAGAAGCAUGUUAUAAAAGGUACACUAGACUUUUUUGCACUCUUCUCCAUUUGCUGCCAAUCAUAGUCUGGCAAGUAGAAUUACUGUCAUUUGGCAUACCGUAUGGAUGCCCCGAUGCUUUAAAAGAAAGAGAAGGGGGAGGGGAGAGAGGGAAGAAGGGAGGAGGUAGAGAAAAGGAGGAAGAGAGAGAGAAAGAGAAGAAAAGAAGAAAGAAAAAGUAGAAGCUUGUUUUAUAAAAUUAGAGGCAAAGAGAGAGACGGUUAACUGUAGCUAAUGCGGUACCUUUAAUAAGAAACCACACCAACUCACCACAGCUCUACAAGCUGGCUAACCGUAAAUCCUUCAAUACUUUUAUUAUUUUGUGUUCUUAUUAACUUAAAUAUAUAUGUAACAUUCACUAUUUAUUCAUUGCUUUCACAUCUCUAAUUUCAACUGCCGUAUUUAACCAGCUCAGACCUGAGGAAACCAAGAGACAACCUAGGAGACUCUGAGGCCUGUAGCCGCCCCCCCCAGGACAUCUUCCAAAUGUGCAGAAGAUACAAGAGUUUAUUCUUGGGCCCCUUGAUGAUCCUAACCUAACCCGAGGCUACUGGUGACCUGCCCUUCCUUCCACAGCAGCCUGCCGCCUGGGAAAAGAUUCUGACUCACCUUCAGCCAGGUUUCUCAUCCUCAGCACUGUGGAACUCUGGGCCACAUAACUCUGGGGAGUCUGGGGGUGCUGAUUUGUGCAUUGUGGGGUGUU